Nycticebus coucang (slow loris) is the source of this 3243-nucleotide messenger RNA. RefSeq names its product P2X purinoceptor 6. Gene Ontology annotation, molecular function: purinergic nucleotide receptor activity; ATP binding; extracellularly ATP-gated monoatomic cation channel activity. The record is from RefSeq and is a predicted model, not a curated record. NCBI's taxonomy places the organism in Eukaryota, Metazoa, Chordata, Mammalia, Primates, Lorisidae. The transcript is spliced from 12 exons. The coding region runs from base 20 to 1603 and encodes 527 amino acids. Gene Ontology annotation, biological process: response to ATP; monoatomic cation transmembrane transport. Gene Ontology annotation, cellular component: nuclear inner membrane; plasma membrane.
CAGCAGGAGCAUCGCGAGCAUGGGCUCCUCAGGGGCCGCAGCAGGCUGGGGGCUUCUGGAUUACAAGACGGAGAAAUAUGUGAUAACCAGGAAUUGGCGGGUGGGCGCCCUGCAGAGGCUGCUGCAGCUCGGGAUUGUGGCUUAUGUGGUGGGGUGGGCUCUCCUCACCAAAAAAGGCUACCAGGAGCGGGACCUGGACCCCCAGAUUUCUGUCAUCACCAAACUCAAAGGAGUUUCUGUAAUCCAGAUCAAGGAGCUUGGGAACCGGCUGUGGGAUGUGGCUGACUACGUGAAGCCACCACAGGGAGAGAACGUGUUCUUCUUGGUGACCAAUUUCCUUGUGACGCCAACUCAAGUUCAGGGCAGAUGCCCAGAGCACCCGUCUGUCCCGCUGGCUAACUGCUGGGCCGAUGAGGACUGCCCUGAAGGGGAGACAGGCACACACAGCCACGGCAUAAAAACAGGCCGGUGUGUGGCGUUCAAUGGGACCCACAAGACCUGUGAGAUCCGGAGUUGGUGCCCGGUGGAGAGCGGCACGGUGCCCACGAAGCCCCUGCUGAUCCAGGCCCAGAACUUCACUCUGUUCAUCAAAAACACUAUCACCUUCAGCAAGUUCAACUUCUCCAAGUCCAAUGCCUUGGAGACCUGGGACCACACCUACUUCAAGCACUGCCAGUACGAUCCACGCUCCAGCCCCUACUGCCCUGUGUUCCACAUUGGGGACCUUGUGGCCACGGCCGGAGGGUCCUUCGAGGACCUGGCGUUGCUCGUAGUGUCUGCUGGGAUUGCGACCUGGACACCGGGGGCUCUGACUGCCAGCCCCGCUACUCCUUCCAGCUGCAGGAGAGGAGCUACAAUUUCAGGACAGCCACACACUGGUGGGAGGACCCAGGCGUGGAGGCCCGGAGCCUGCUCAAGCUCUACGGGAUCCGCUUUGAUAUCCUUGUCACUGGGCAGGCAGGGAAGUUCGGGCUCAUCCCUACAGCCAUCACUCUGGGCACCGGGGCAGCUUGGCUGGGCACGGUCACUUUCCUCUGUGACCUACUGUUGCUUUAUGUGGACAGAGAAGCCCAUUUCUACUGGAGGACAAAGUAUGAGGAGGCAAAGGCCCCGAAGGCAAGUGCCAACUCUCUGUGGAGCAAGCUGCCCAAGUGCUUUAGACAGGGCUGAGCACCUGCCCCCAUGGCCACUGCUGCUGGGAGCCAAACACCAACACCAGGGUGGCCCUGUCCAGGCUCUGGCACCCACUCACUGGCCUGUUCCUGAGGCCUGUCUCCAUUUCCUGCUGGUCGGCGGUGGGGCGCUGGGAAGGGAGAGGACACUGCCUUGGGGAUCUCAAGUAGAACUUCACCAGGAUUACGCCAGGGGUUGUAAGGGAGAAGACCACCCUCAAACUGAAGCAGAGGGCCCCUUCCGACUCCACCUCAAGCAGGAUACUGUCUGGGAGCCACAGGAGCCGGUUUUGUUUAAAGCCCUGCAGGGAAGCAUGAGCCAUGGAGACUGGGAGAGCGGGGGACCCCCCCUGCAGGAUGCCAUCCAGUGGGACUCCUGCUGUGUCUGUGUCUGGAGUCUCCCUCCCAGACUCUGUCCCCAGUGUUCCUAGCAGAGGUCUGCUCACAGCUGUCACCACUGACCCUUCUCCCCCUCCCUGUACCCCCAUCCCAGGUAGAGACCCCACCCUUCCAGUUGCCCUGUGGAUAAGGCAGAAAAAGGCCUGCGGGAGAGGUCCUGCCAGUGCAGAUGUCAUCCUUGGAAGGGCGGGACAGAAAAUCCAGCCCCCAGGGCCUCAGGAAAAUGCAUGAGCUUCUCUGUUCAGCUAAUGGGUGCCGGCCAUUUUCUUGCGGUAGUCCUCUGACCACAGAGGGCUGGGACAGGGAAGAGGGGGGACUGAAUUGGUAGUCACUGGGCCCCUGAGGACCUUCUAUAUCCCUCCCCAAUGACCCCCAACCCAACCCCCUAGAACCUGCUAUCCCAGGCAUCCUGAGAGCCUGGGGGUGAGGAGGGUGGGGGGCUGCCCUUCUGACAUUCACUGCAUCCCAAGCCACACCUAGGAACCUGUCUGGGCAGCUGCACAAAGAGGUCCUGACCCUGACUGCAGGCAACAUGGGAUGACUGGAAGGAAUGUGCCUAAAAAGGACCCACAGCAGCCUGGCCCCAGGUUUUACCCCUGGAAUCCUCCCGGGGCCCUGAAUCCUGCCUGAUAAGAGAACUUUCCCCGGUGGGGGGAGGCAGGAGAGGUGGCAGGACCCAGGCCCUGUCUUGGUCCCAGAGUGGGGCAGGGUCGCUCACCCUCCGAGGGGAGAGGCUGCUUUCAAUCAUGGGUACCUGCUGGGGAGGCUCAGGGUUGGGAAUCACCUGGCACCAGAGACUCAGCAAAGCCCUUGGGGUCCCUGCUGCCUCUCAAUCCCCAGAGCUGUGUCCAUUGGAGGUGGGCUCUGAAGGGCCAGGGUGGGACAGCAUGGCCCAUGAGGCCUGGUUGUCCACAAUGGGUGCCAUGGACCUGGUUGUCCUUGGGGCCUGGAGAAAGCUGAUGUCAUGGCUGGACAAGUUGAGUAAAGCUGGCAAGGCCAGCAGUGUCCUGUGUCGUCCUUACAGGAAGGAACGGGAGGGGGGGCAUCUGUGGUGGACGGGGUGCAGCCACGGGGAGACUAGUGGGGGUGGGGCCGGGUUGGCCUAGGGCUUUCCUGGCCCUCCAUCCUCCAGGAUGAGGCCCUAGAGCCACCACAUGGCCUGGAGCAGGCACUUGUGUGGCCCUACACAGCUGAGCACCCUGUGUACCACAUGGAACCUUCAUCUCAGAGCCCUUGAAGAGAGGGUAGAGAGACAGCCUGAGAGCUGAGGCCUGGGCAUGAACCUAGAAAUAGCUGCCGCCUCACUCCGCAUGGCAGCACCCCUAGGGUGGUCUGUGCGGGUCGUGUGGGGAUGGGCAUGGCUGUGUGCGGUGUGCCUGUGUACUGGGGUGCAUCUGUGUCCCUGGGUCAGGCACCUGCCCCACUCUGGGAAUCCAGGAAAACCAAGGAGAACCUGGAACCCCACUGCCAUUUUAAGGCAGCCUCCUUGGGGCCCAAGAUCUACUCCCUGAAUCAUCCCCCGGGGAGGACAAGUGGCGGGGGCGACCUCUCCUGUCACAGCCCCUCCUCCUCCCUACCUGGUGUUUGUAGGUCUAGGCAGGGACCUGGGCAGGGGGGCACUGGGCUGGGGUGGGAGCACACUUGGACCCAGGUGAGUCCCAGGGCUGGCACC